CUCUGUUCCAUCACCACCACCGCCACCCAUAACAGGAUUGAGUCGAGACAUGGAGGUUCUCAAGGACUCAAUCAUCCAAUGCUUGCUGUUGUUGCUGCUGUUUGGCUGUGCCAGUGCUGAAGUCCACCACCAUGAGUUCGUGGUGGAAGCGACCCCAGUGAAGAGGCUGUGCAGGACCCACAACAUCAUCACAGUCAACGGCCAGUACCCCGGCCCGACUCUGGCGGUCAGGGACGGGGACACGCUCGUGGUCAACGUCAUCAACCGGGCCAAGUACAACGUCACGCUUCACUGGCACGGCGUUCGGCAGCUGCGGACGGCGUGGGCUGACGGCCCCGAGUUCGUGACGCAGUGCCCCAUCAGGCCCGGCGGCAGCUACACGUACCGGUUCACGAUCGAGGAGCAGGAAGGCACGCUGUGGUGGCACGCGCACAGCUCCUGGCUCAGAGCCACCGUCCACGGCGCUCUCAUCAUCUACCCUAAACAUGGCUCCUACCCUUUCCCUACGCCCAAGAAAGAAAUCCCCUUUAUCCUUGGGGAGUGGUGGAACGAGGAUCCCAUCCGUGUCGUGCGGCGGGCGGCGAGGACCGGAGCCGCCCCAAAUGUGUCCGAUGCCUUCACAAUCAAUGGCCAGCCCGGCGAUCUCUACAAAUGCUCCAACAAAGAGACGACGGUGUUCACGGUGGCGCCCGGUGAGACCAACCUGCUGCGGUUCAUCAACGCGGCCCUCAACAACGAGCACUUCAUCAGCAUCGCUGGCCACAAAAUGACGGUGGUGGCGGCCGACGCCGCCUACACCAAGCCCUUCACCACCUCGGUCCUUAUGCUGGCUCCGGGGCAGACGACCGACGUGCUCCUCACAGCCGACCAGCCGGCCGGGCGCUACUACAUGGCCGCCCACGCCUACGCCAGCGCUCGCGGCGUCGCCUUCGACAACACCACCACCACCGCCAUUCUCGAGUACACCAACAGCGGGUGCCCCACCAAGAACCGCCCCGGAGUCCUCCCAGCGUUCCCGGUGCUCCCGGCCUUCAACGACACGCCCACCGCCACUGCCUUCGCCGCCGGCAUCAGAAGCCCACGCCCCGUCAAGAUUCCUAGCCCCAUCGACCACCACCUCUUCUUCACCGUUGGACUGGGCCUGUUCAACUGCCCACCCGGCCGGCGCUGCGGCGGCCCCAACGGAACCCGUUUCGGCGCCAGCAUGAACAACGUCUCCUUCCAGCUGCCCACCCGAAUCUCCAUCCUGCAAGCCUAUCACCUGGGAGUGCGGGGGGUGUUCACCACCGACUUCCCUGCGGCGCCACCGGUGCAGUUCGAUUACACCGCCGCCAACAUCAGCCGGGCGCUGUGGCAGCCUGUGCCAGGGACGAAGUUGUACCCGCUCAAGUACGGGUCGGUGGUGCAGCUGGUGCUGCAGGGCACCAACAUCUUCGCGGGGGAGGAGCACCCCAUGCACAUCCACGGGUACCACUUUUACGUGCUGGCGACCGGGUUCGGCAACUUCGACCCCGCGAGGGACGCCGCCAGCUUCAACCUGGUGGACCCGCCGCUGCGGAACACGGUGGGGGUGCCGGUGAACGGGUGGGCAGUAAUCCGGUUCGUGGCGGACAACCCGGGGGUGUGGCUGAUGCACUGCCACCUCGACGUGCACAUCACCUGGGGCUUGGCCAUGGCGUUCCUGGUGGAGAACGGCGUCGGCAAGCUGCAGUCUCUGGAGCCGCCUCCGGCUGACCUUCCUCGGUGCUGAUCGACGUUCCAAAUCCUCAGUCGCGUCUUCGUAAUUUGCAGUCCUCGUGUUGUAUUGUGGCACUGUCAUCUGCUCCUCUUCUUCUUCUUCUUCUUCUUCUUCUUCUUCUUCUGGUUUGUUUGGCGAUCGAAGUCAGUCAUUAUUGAGUUGCCAAGUCUCUCAUUGAUCUGUUGCAAUGUUUAGAUCUCGUAAAAAUGAUUUGUCGCACAUUAUCAUCAUUAAAAA
Messenger RNA from Musa acuminata subsp. malaccensis (wild Malaysian banana), 1975 nucleotides. Its product is annotated as laccase-3. Gene Ontology annotation, molecular function: copper ion binding; hydroquinone:oxygen oxidoreductase activity. Gene Ontology annotation, biological process: lignin catabolic process. Gene Ontology annotation, cellular component: apoplast. NCBI's taxonomy places the organism in Eukaryota, Viridiplantae, Streptophyta, Magnoliopsida, Zingiberales, Musaceae. The record is from RefSeq and is a predicted model, not a curated record.